AAUAACUAUGAAUCUGGAAGUCAUCGAUAUUUGAAACUCUACUACAUAGCUUAGUGUUGCCAUUUGAAUUUCGUCUAACGAUGCAGACAUUAUGAAAAACAAGCUCCUGGUAACUGUGUUUCGUUUAUGAAACCCUUUUCAAUAAUAAUAAAAAAAAAAAAAAAAACUUUUAAAUGGCAUUAAAUUAACUGCUAGUAACAGUACUGCCAAGAUUUUCUUCCUUAUGCAAUUUAUAACUUUCCUUAUUCCUUCUACUGACAACAACAUGUGCACGUGGAAGAGGUAAAAAAGGAAAGAACAAUCACGGUAAGGAGAAAAAGAAAAAUGAUGACCAUGCCUUGGAAGAACCACCGUGAGCUGUGACGUCACACGUUGCCAUUGGUCGCAGCGUCAGGUAAACGUCACCGGGAUAAGUGAUUCGAAACACGCAUUCUGAAAUCCGCAGUUUUCAACGUCACGAGACAUGGAUAUUGAAGUUGAAAGAGUUUCCUCUAAGCAGCGCUUUGCCGUGUAUUCUUCUGACAGCGAGCGAGUGAUACGCAUCGCAGAAGAGGCCUCCAGGUGCUGUUAGGAAAGUAUUGCACCCCUCAAGAAUGCAGCUGACAAUCCUCUUCUGUAGCACAAUUGUCAGCGCAGUAUGAUUCUAUCCAAGGCACCACUGUGGACAAUGUUCUGGAUAUUAAUAAUAUUUUUCUUUUGCAUCGCUGAAACAGUAGUUAUCGAUGACUGCUGGUUGACUAUGAAAGAGCCCAAAGGGGUGAUUACCACUCCCAAUUUUCCUGAUCCUUACCCAGUGCCCAUCAAUUGCCAGUGGGUCAUAGAAGCUCCCACAGACAAGGUGAUAGCCGUCUAUUUCACUCAAUUCUACAUGAGAGAAGGACUGAAGGCUACGGAGUAUGCCUAUCAUUCCCCUAACGUAAAAAUGGGCAAAAAUGAAUUUGGCACUAUCAGUUCUGAACGCGAGCCUACUUAUCUAGUUACCAACAAACCUGUUCUGGUGUUGGACUUCGCAGUGCGUGAACUAGCCAACAUCCACAUGAGAGUCAGAGAAUACCUGCUGGAUGUUUUUGGAUUUAACAUCACAUACGAGUUCUUGUCGAGGAACGAAAGUAUGAGGAAAGACGACUGUCUGUACCAUCACUGCUCGUUUACCGGCAAUUGUUAUGCCAACGCCGGAUUUGACAAAUACUACUGUAAUUGUUUUUCUAAAUAUUUCGGAGAUGAGUGCCAGUAUGAUAGCGAAUGUGGACCAACAGCGAGUAGGAAUAUGUGCCAGAACGGUGGAACUUGCAGGUAAGAUGAAUUUUCUUCAUAAUGUAACAUUUAAUAACUUGUUGAUAUUAUAAUGUUUUUUCACAAUAUACAUUUUUGGAUCAGCAUUCACACUAGCAUGUAUUUAUAGAACUAUGUUUAAUGUAUGUUUCAUUCAACU
Molecule: messenger RNA, 1432 nt
Organism: Stegodyphus dumicola
Lineage: Eukaryota; Metazoa; Arthropoda; Arachnida; Araneae; Eresidae
Biological process (GO): cell surface receptor signaling pathway; adenylate cyclase-activating G protein-coupled receptor signaling pathway
Cellular component (GO): membrane
Molecular function (GO): G protein-coupled receptor activity
Source: RefSeq, a predicted model, not a curated record